CGCCAUCAUGAGAACUGCACUGCUGUGUUUUUUCGCUAUUAUUGCCACUGUUUAUUCCGCUCCGAACCUCGGAAAGCUACCCCAUUUACCGGACUGCACUCCAACGCCCCCAAAAUGUGAUCAUACAAGUACAACUACCACACCCAAACCGACACCAACGAAGAAACCCGACGAUGACUGCGACACAACAGUUCCAGUGACGACAAAACCGACUACUACAUCAGAUGACGAUUGCGAUACAACAGUUCCUGUGACAAAACACACAACCACAGACGCAACACAGACUACAGACGAUGAUUGCUCCACUACACCAAAACCUACAACUCCAAAAGGUGAUGAUGACUGCGAUGAUCCACCGAAACCUCGUGGUCACAAACCAUCGAAGCCAAAAUCUGUAGAAAGUGUAGCUGGUGCCGUCGCAGGCGCAAAUGGUGACAGCAGCUAUGCUAAGGCAUUUGGUUUCGCUGAAGACACGUUUUAAAUUGUGUAUUUUAAAUGUUUGUAAUAAAUAUUUGCAU
Messenger RNA from Pieris brassicae (large cabbage white), 518 nucleotides. Its product is annotated as salivary glue protein Sgs-3-like. The transcript is spliced from 11 exons. The record is from RefSeq and is a predicted model, not a curated record. The coding region runs from base 8 to 481 and encodes 157 amino acids. NCBI's taxonomy places the organism in Eukaryota, Metazoa, Arthropoda, Insecta, Lepidoptera, Pieridae.